This is a messenger RNA of Coniophora puteana RWD-64-598 SS2, 1308 nucleotides long. RefSeq lists its product as uncharacterized. Gene Ontology annotation, cellular component: nucleoplasm. Bases 1 to 1308 code for a protein of 435 amino acids. Gene Ontology annotation, molecular function: histone binding. Lineage: Eukaryota; Fungi; Basidiomycota; Agaricomycetes; Boletales; Coniophoraceae. The record is from RefSeq and is a predicted model, not a curated record. Gene Ontology annotation, biological process: DNA replication-dependent chromatin assembly; CENP-A containing chromatin assembly. The transcript has 5 exons.
AUGGAACCGAAAACUGAACAAGCGACCGAGCAGCCGACAACGGUCGAGGGCGCGCUCGAGCAGGCGCGCCGCGCGUUUGCGCUGAGGAGAUACGAGCAGGCCGUCGAGCAUUAUGCGAUGGCGCUUGAGAUUGCAACGAAGAAACACGGCGAAGACGCGCCCGAGAUGGCGGACCUGUACUUCUCGUAUGGCAAGGCGUUGUUGGAGAACGCGAUUGUGCAGAGCCAGGUGCUGGGCAAGGACGAGCCGCAGAAUGAGGAGGCGGAGGAAAAAGGUGCCAACGGUGCUUUCCUGUCGUUCUCUGGCGACGCGGAGGAGGAGGGCGAUCCUGCUGUGGACUUGUUUGCGAACGCGGCGAAGGCGGAGGAAGAGGAGGAGGAAGAGGACGGGGAGGGAGAGGGAGAGGAGGAAGGAGGCGACGGAGAGCCAGAGGACGACUUCAACGCUGCGUGGGAGGUGCUCGAGCUCGCGAGGGCCAUAUAUGAUCGCGGCAAGGAAGAUGACGGGGUGACGCUCAAGCUGGCGGAUACAUAUAUCGCGCUCGGGGAUGUUUCGCUCGAGACGGAGAAAUUUGAUCAGGCAAUUACAGACUACGAAGAAGGGCUGAAGAUUAAACUCGAGCUGCUGCCCGUGUCGUCGAGACAAAUAGCGGAGGCGCACUACAAGCUCACGCUCGCGCUCGACCUUACACCCGGACGAUUGUCAGACGCGAUUGUGCACGCCGAAAAGGCGCUCGACAGCGUCGAGCACCGGCUCGCGGAGCUGCGCACAGGCAUCGCAGGACAGCUGCCGCCCCCGUCUGCGCCUAUAGAAGAGUCGUCGAACGCAAGCGGGAGUGGAAAGGGCAAAGGGAAGGGCAGGGCGGCACCGGUGCUUGCGGACGACGCGGUGCAGAAGAUGAGCAAGGAGCAGAUGGAGAAGGAGAUUAAAGAGGUCGAGGGGCUGCGGGAGGACCUGGCGAUGAAGGUCGAGGAGCUCAAGACGAGCCCGAACGAUGCGUCUGCCGAGAGCGCACCGGCGAUGGCCGCGCGCGCGCUCGAUGCGGAGCUGAACGCUGGCAAGGGCAAGGGUGGUGGUGCAGGUCUCGACUUCAGCGCAAUCCUUGGGGCGGGCUCGGCGACGGCGAGCGCGCAACCGGCCGUGGUGAAUGAUUUGACAUCGAUGGUGGUGAAGAAGAAGAAGAAGGCGCCGGCGAAUGCGAGUCCGCCUGCAGCGGAGGGAGAGGCGUCGGGGAAGCGGAAAGCGGAGGAUGGUGAGGGCACGGAGAGUAAGAAGGCCAAGCUGGAGGGCGAGGAGUCGUCGGCGUAG